AUGAUUAAACAACAGCAACCACAACAACUUAAGGCGCAAAGCACCCAGGUCCUUCAGACCAUUACAUACGCCAUAUAUGCAUAUAAUUCAAAGACGGCAGAACAAACGCAAAGGUUGAAAUAUGGAGAUUUGGAGAUAGUAUUGAAAAAUGACCGUUUCGAAUUCGUUUGCAAAGGUGGUGCAGUGAUAUCAAAUAUAAAAGAAAUUUUAUUUAUGAAUUCAAAAAUUAAAGGAAUAACGGAUGAUAUAACAUCAAUUCCACCAGAAGAACAGAGAUAUUACGCAUUAAAUGCAUUUCCUACAGUUUUGAAGAUUGGAAGAUUUAAUUUAAAUGAGGAAUUCAUAGAAGGUUUCCUAAAUGACAUAAUGAAGAAGGUAGAUAAGGAAUACGUGGAUAGUGAGUUAAUGAAGAAGGCAAAUUUGGUUUAUGUAGAUGAAAAAGAUAAUGAAAUUAAAGAAAAGGUUGAAUGGUAUCAUGAAUGGACAUCGGAGACUUUUAAAGUUAAAGCUGAUACAGGAUGGGUUUCAGGAUGUUUAGGCCUUAAAGCAGGUAAAACUUAUGUAGAUGAAAAUUAUGCAAAGAAGUCGGAAGUAAAUGAUGUGAUUACAAGCAUGAAAAAUGAAAUACUUCAAACAUUAUAUCCUAUAGGCUCUAUUUAUACAUCAAUGAAUUCAACAAAUCCAGCAACAGUUCUGGGUUUUGGUUCAUGGAAGCAGAUUGUAAACAAAUUCUUAUACUGUACUACUAAUUCAAAACAAGCGGGUGGUUCAAAGAAAAUUAAAGAAGCAAACCUUCCACCGCACACUCAUACAGGAACGACAAACUUUUCUGGCGACCAUAGACACUCAUUAAGAGACCACCCAUUAUACAACUCUGACUAUGAAGCUGGUUAUGAUGUUUUAUCUCCAGCUUAUAACGAUUCAACAAAAAAGACUUUUCGACAAACUGAACCAGGAGGAAAUCAUGUCCAUACUUUCACAACAAAUCCAACAGGCUUGGGUAAAGAUUACAUGCCACCAUUUGUGACUGUAUUUGCAUGGUACCGAAUGAACUAA
Trichomonas vaginalis G3 is the source of this 1056-nucleotide messenger RNA. Its product is annotated as phage tail repeat-like family. The record is from RefSeq and is a predicted model, not a curated record. The coding region runs from base 1 to 1056 and encodes 351 amino acids. NCBI's taxonomy places the organism in Eukaryota, Parabasalia, Trichomonadida, Trichomonadidae. The transcript has a single exon.